AUGGAUACUCUCCCCAUUCCUGGACCAAUUCCCUCCCGGGAAGCACACGCAAAAAAAGACCUAAACUUCCCUCCGAGUCCAGCAACGACAGUCAGGGAAGGUUUGUCUUAUAGCAUCGACGGCGGGUCAGAUUGUUCAUUAUCAGGAUCCUUGCUAAACGAGGUCAUUGUCGAGGGGCCCCGCACAUAUCCCCUUCCUCCCAAGUCCAGAGUCAACAAGGUCCUCACGGAAGACCUGAAGACACCCGACAGCCAUGUCACCCGAGAUCCCCGACUAAUACGCCUGACGGGACUUCACCCCUUCAACGUCGAGGCCCCCCUGAGCGAACUGUACGACGAAGGCUUCAUCACUACCAAAGACCUCCAUUAUGUACGCAACCACGGCCCUGUACCAAAAGUCGAGGACGAAGACAUGUUUGAUUGGGAGUUCACCGUCGAGGGCUUGGUCGAGAACCCCAUCAAAAUGACGCUUAGAGACCUCAUCUCAGACUACGAGCAGAUCACCUACCCCGUCACCCUCGUAUGUGCUGGUAACCGCCGGAAAGAACAAAACAUGGUCAGAAAGUCCAAGGGCUUCUCAUGGGGCGCCGCCGGCCUGUCCACAGCCAUCUGGACCGGCGUCUCGAUCGGCGACCUCCUCGCCAAGGCGAUGCCCAAGAGGGGUGCCAAGUAUGUCUGCUUCGAGGGCGCCGACAAGCUACCCAACGGAUACUAUGGAACGAGCAUCAAGCUCAACUGGUGCAUGGACCCAAACCGCGGAGUGACCGUAUGCUACCGCAUGAACGGCGAGCUGCUCCAUCCCGACCACGGAAAGCCCGUACGCAUCAUCAUCCCCGGGCAGAUCGGCGGCAGAAGCGUGAAAUGGCUCAAGAAGAUUAUCGUGACCAAGGAACCGAGCGACAACUGGUACCACAUUUACGACAACCGCGUGCUCCCCACCAUGGUUUCCCCGGACGCCAGCGCCGAUCUCCCCGAAGUCUGGAAAGAUGAACGAUACGCCAUUUACGACCUCAACACAAAUAGUGCCACCUGCUACCCCGCGCACGAUGAGGACCUCCCGUUAGCCAACGGACCAGAGUCCUACAAUGUCCGCGGGUACGCGUACAGCGGUGGCGGCAGACGCAUCACCAGAGUGGAAAUAACACUGGACCGCGGCAAGACGUGGGCUCUCGCCAACGUCAACUACCCCGAAGACACGUACCGUCUCGCUCCCGAGGGCGAGACCCUCUACGGCGGCCGCGUGGACAUGGACUGGAGGGAGACCUGCUUCUGCUGGUGCUUCUGGGACCUGGACAUCCCUGUCGCCACGCUCGCGGACGCGGCAGACAUCAUGGUCCGCGCCAUGGACGAGGGCAUGAUGGUGCAACCGAGAGACAUGUACUGGAGUGUCUUGGGCAUGAUGAACAACCCGUGGUUCAGGGUCGUUAUCCACAGGGAAGGGCACAGCCUGCGCUUCGAACACCCCACGCAACCAGCGCUGAUGCCGGGCGGGUGGAUGGACCGGGUAAAGAAGGCCGGAGGAAACUUGGCCAACGGAUUCUGGGGCGAGAAGAUCGAGGGUGAGACCGAGAGCGCCGCCGAGCUGGAGCCGGUCAAGGAAAUCUGCAUGACCAAGGUCACCAUCAACCGGAACAUCUCUAUUGACGAGCUUCGCCAGCACGAAGGCGAGGAGGAGCCUUGGUUUGUCGUUAACGGCGAGGUGUACGACGGCACGCCGUUCCUCGAAGGCCACCCGGGAGGUGCAGCAUCCAUCUUCGGAGCCGCUGCGCAGGACGUGUCGGAAGAGUUCCUAACCAUCCACAGCGAAAACGCCAAGGCCAUGAUGCCUCAAUACCAUAUCGGCACCCUCGACGAGGCAGGUCAGAAGAUCCUGAGCGCAGGCGACGUCGUAGGAGCAGAGGACUCCAAAACCUCCCGCGCCGUCUUCCUGCAAUCAAAGACCUGGACCAAGGGCAUCCUCUCCGAAAAGACCAAGAUCUCAUCCGAUACCAAAAUCUUCACCUUUUCCCUCGAACACGCAGACCAAACCGUCGGCCUGCCCGUCGGCCAACACCUCAUGAUGCGCCUCCGCGACCCCGUCACCCGCGAGGCCAUCAUCCGCGCCUACACGCCCAUGUCCGAGGGCACCGACAAGGGCAAGCUCCAUGUCCUCGUGAAAAUCUACUACGACGCGCCCGGGCGCCCGGGCGGCAAGAUGACGCAGGCCCUCGACGCCAUCCCCGUCGGCCACUUUGUCGACUUCAAAGGCCCCAUUGGCAAAUUCGAAUACCUCGGCAACGGCCUCUGCUCCAUCUCGGGAAAGCACCGCACCAUACGACGAUUCGUCAUGAUCUGCGCGGGCUCCGGCAUAACACCCAUCUUCCAGGUCCUCCGCGCCGUCCUCCAAGACGCCGCGGACCCGACGACGUGCCUCGUCCUCGACGGCAACCGCGUCGAGGAGGACAUUCUCUGCCGCACGGAGCUCGACGCCCUGGCUGCCGCCGCCGGCCCGGAUAGGUGCCGCCUGAUGUACUCGCUGACUAAACCCGGGCCAUCGUGGACGGGCUUGACGGGUCGCAUGGACGGCUCCUUUUUCGAGAGGGAGGUGGGCAGGUGCCGGGGCGACGCUGGUGGCGACGAGCUCGUUCUCGUCUGCGGGCCGGAGCCGUUGGAGAAGGGCGUGCGCACCAGCCUUGCUGGCCUCGGCUGGAAGGAAGACGACUUGUUGUUCUUCUAG
Colletotrichum orchidophilum is the source of this 2715-nucleotide messenger RNA. RefSeq lists its product as uncharacterized. Lineage: Eukaryota; Fungi; Ascomycota; Sordariomycetes; Glomerellales; Glomerellaceae. Gene Ontology annotation, molecular function: molybdopterin cofactor binding; heme binding; molybdenum ion binding. The coding region runs from base 1 to 2715 and encodes 904 amino acids. Gene Ontology annotation, biological process: nitrate assimilation; nitric oxide biosynthetic process. The transcript is spliced from 2 exons. The record is from RefSeq and is a predicted model, not a curated record.